Molecule: messenger RNA, 1899 nt
Organism: Solea solea (common sole)
Lineage: Eukaryota; Metazoa; Chordata; Actinopteri; Pleuronectiformes; Soleidae
Product: gastrula zinc finger protein XlCGF48.2-like
Exons: 3
Coding region: 45-1256 (403 amino acids)
Cellular component (GO): nucleus
Source: RefSeq, a predicted model, not a curated record
GGUCCACUUCCUGUUCGCGUCCCAGCCGCGCUGCCUGCCGCAUCAUGGCGGUGCUGAGCAACAGAGCGCUGCACGAGCAGCUGAGCGUCAUCAUGGAGGCGCUAACCAAAGCGGCGGUGGCGGAGAUCUGCGAGGUCGUGGACGAGGGCUACGCGGUGCUGCAGCUCGAGAUCAACCGCAGCCGCCACGAGAACGAGGCGCUGAGGAAGAAGCUCCACCUCAUCGAGUCCAUCGUGAUCCGCGGAAGCAGCAGCGGCGGCGCGAAGACAGCGGAGCCGGAGGUAGUCGCGCCCGCGGAGGACGCGCCGCAGCAGCGGCAGUGGCAGCGAGACGGAGGAGGCGCGGCAGUGCCGCACGCGGAGUUUCCAGACGUGGUGUUGAUCAAAGACGAAGACUCGGACAGCAAGGACUCCUUUGGUGAAGAAAACGAGGAGACGACUAUCGUCACAUCGACUCAAAUCGGCCGCAGCGUGAAGAGACGUCAUUCAAGAAACAACGAGACGGAGACGCCGUCUUCUACAGAACACGUGGCUCUGAACACGUCAAGGAGGACGAGCGUGGCCGUCUACGCCGUGGACUCUCCUCGCAGCGAGCCCGGCUGUUCCAGUGCCGACGAGGCGGAGACCGGCAAGUCAGUCUGUUCCUACUCGUCGCAGAUGGACGUCCACGUGGUCCAGGAGAACUCGCUGGUUCCUCUGAGCUCCAGCAAUCCUGUGUGUUUCAGCAGCUCUGCGAUGGAGCCUCAGUCAGACAGUGGGGAUGCGGACUUCAAUCUCACGUGGACCAAAACGCCAAAAAGCCACGUGUCCAUCGCUCAGUUUCACCAGAGCGAGAACGCCGACGCGUUCGGGCUGAAGCUGGUCAGCGUCUCGGGCUCGGCGCCCGCAGACGGCCAGCUGUCCGAGAACAGCAACUCUGUGUUUGAGUACACAGACGUGGACAUGAUGAGCUUCGGUCUGUACCCGAGCGGCAGCAAACGCUUCGUGUGCUCCGUCUGCCACAAGACGUACGCCACCACGCAGAACCUGGACGUCCACAUGAGGAUCCACACGGGCGAGAGGCCGUUCAGCUGUGACCAGUGCGGCAAGAAGUUCACGCAGUCGGCUCACCUCAAGUCGCACAUCAACGUGCACACGGGCGAGCGGCCGCACUUCUGCGCCGUGUGCCACCGCACGUUCGCCGUCAGGCACAGUCUGAAAAUACACAUGAGCAAGUGUCACCCUGAGGUGUCGCUGUCCCAGAACACCCACGUUUAAAACCACGAGAGGAAAUCACACAGUUAUUUUCAUUUUGAGUCACAAAGAGUUGAUCAAAGGUGUGAAUGAUGGAGUUUGAAUGAUUGUAUUUGUUUUAUGGAGCAAAGGAAGCAGAAAAUAUUCCCCUAAACUCUGGUGUAUCUGUGUCACUGAAACAAGCCACAAACCUUUUUCCAUUUUUCUUAAACUUAUUUCACACGGGCUCUAAAAUCUGUGUUGUUUUGUUAUUUAAUCUCAGUUUAAACGUCUUUGGAAUUCCCGUGAUUUUCAUUAGUUUGCACAAAACUUCAACGAUUUGAAUAAAUAAGUCAUUAUUUAAUUAUUGUAAUCAUUUUAAAAGGACAAUGAACUCAAUGUCUUUGCUUUUGUUUUUCUUUGGUAGAAAACAUGGAAAAUAAAAAGCCGACGCUGGAGUUAAAUCUACAUUUUUCACGUGUUCAGAUGAAAAGUUGAAAAAAGUUUGAUUGUUUCAUUUAAUUUGUGUUCUUUUUUUAAUGGAAAACGUAUGAAGUUUUAUUUGUUCAUUGUUUUGCUGCAGCAAUAAUCAAUUACUCUUUUCGUAUUUUCCAGAGACAUUAAAGGGCUGUUGUUCACACGAUGAGAUAAUAAACUGUUUAUGAAAAUAAAUGAGCGCUUUUCUCCA